CCGAUAUUCUGGGGGUGCUUUUCCUGCCCCCCUCCCUCCCGCCGCCAAGGAUUAAAAAUGGUUGGAAUUGCACAACAAGGUCGAGGAUCGUGGCCCUUUUUUUCCUCACAUUUUCCACUAUUUUAAUUUCUAUCCUUUCUUGCUCUUUUUAUAUCCUUUUCCCCCUGACAUUUCCAGCCUUUUUCUCUCACCUUUCCCACCCUGUUCUUCUCUCCCUUUCUCCACCUUUUUUCUUGUGCCCUUCCCUCUCAUAUUUCCUGUUCUUUCUUUUUCCUCUCUUUUUCCACCUUUUUUUUCCUCACCUAUCCCACCUUUUUCCCCUCACAUUUCCGGCCCUUUUCCCCCUCACAUUUCCCGCUCUUUUUGCCCCUCACAUUUCCAGCCCUUUUUCCCUUCACGUUUCCGGUCCCUUUUCCCCUCACGUUUCCAGCCCUUUCCCCCUUCACGUUUCACACCCUUUUUCCCCCCUCACGUUUCCCGCCCUUCUUCCCCUCACGUUUCUGGCCGUUUUCCCCCUCACAUUUCCCACCCUUUUCCCCCUCACGUUUCUGGCCCUUUUUCCCCUCACAUUUCCCGCUCUUUUUCCCCUCACAUUUCCGGCCCUUCUUCCCCUCACAUUUCCUGCCCUUUUCCCCCUCACAUUUCUGGUCCCUUUUCCCCUCACGUUUCCAGCCCAUUUUCCCUUCACGUUUUCGGCCCUUUCCCCCUUCACAUUUUGCGCCCUUUUUCCCCCCUCACGUUUCCCACCCUUUUCCCCCUCACAUUUCUGACCGUUUUUCCCCUCACAUUUCCCACCCUUUUUCCCCUCACGUUUCUGACCGUUUUGCCCCUCACAUUUCCAGCCCUUUUCCCCUUCACGUUUCCAGCCCUUUUUUCCCUCACAUUUCCCGCACUUUUUUCCUUCUCACAUUUCCCGGCCUUUGCCCCCUCACAUUUCUGGCCCUUUUCCCCCCUCACGUUUCCUGCUCUUUUUCCCCCCUCACAUUUCCCAGCCUUUGCCCCCUCACGUUUCUGGCCAUUUUACCCCUCACGUUUCCAGCCCUUUUUCCCCUCACAUUUCCUGCUCUUUUUCCCCCCUCACAUUUCCCAGCCUUUGCCCCCUCACGUUUCUGGCCAUUUUUCCCCUCCCAUUUCCAGCUCUUUUCCCCUCACAUUUCCCGCUCUUUUUCCCCCCUCACGUUUCCCGCUCUUUUUCCCCCCUCACAUUUCCAGCCCUUUUCCCCCUCACGUUUCCACGCCUUUUUUCUCCCACCUUUUCCCACCCUUUUCCUUCCACCUUUUCCCCUCGCUCCUCCCCAAGCUCUCGCGUGUGGAGACACUGGAGGCGGCCAUGGACUGGUUCCACUGCUGGCGCUGCUUUCGCCAAGAGGGCGCCCGGUUCGCCAUCACCACCUGCGGCCACAUCCUGUGCGAGGACUGCGGGGGCACUGGUCCCUGCCCGGUCUGUGCCACCGCCUGCCACUACCUGCCUCUGUCCCAGCAGAUGCGCCCAGAGAUGAAGAUUUUCUUCAAGAACCCGGCGGACCUCGCCCUCAAGCACCUCACCCACAUCACAAAGGUGUGCCAGUUCCAGCUGGCGCAGGCGCAGCUGAAGGUGGACGCGUACCGGGACAGAAUUCGGCAGGUGCAGGCAGACCUGGAGAGGGUCCUAAAGGAGAUGCGGGAGAUGAGGAGGCAGGUGGAGUCAUUUCGCCGGGAGAAUGCGGAGCUGCGCCGCAUGCAGCUCUCCCCGGGCUGGCAAUGGUGCAACUGCAGCAGCACCCCCAAUCCCUCUCCCACACAGUCAGUCACCAUGCAGCCCCGCCGGCAGCUGAGCAGCCAAGUGGUCAGCCGCUUGUCUUCACUGGAGCCCCUCCGGUCCCGCAGUACCCCAGGAUGGCAGGCUGGCGUAGCCUACAGAGAUUCAGGGACCCCUCUGGCCUCUAGCAUGGUGCCCUCCCUGGCUGGGACAAGCGAGGGGCAGGGCUCUGCCCUGCGGCCGGCGAGGGACGGGCGCUCCCGGUGGGAUCCCAAUGCACGGCCAUGAAGGACAAACAGGGACCUCGGAAAGGAUCCGAGGCUCCUGCACCGGAGCUCCGGGGCUUCCCUGGGGCUGGCUGAGGGCAGAAGUUAAAAAUAAAUUUAAAAAAUUAAUUUAAAAG
This is a messenger RNA of Oenanthe melanoleuca, 2141 nucleotides long. Its product is annotated as RING finger protein 212B-like. NCBI's taxonomy places the organism in Eukaryota, Metazoa, Chordata, Aves, Passeriformes, Muscicapidae. Bases 1331 to 2026 code for a protein of 231 amino acids. Gene Ontology annotation, cellular component: synaptonemal complex. Gene Ontology annotation, biological process: protein sumoylation; homologous chromosome pairing at meiosis; reciprocal meiotic recombination. Gene Ontology annotation, molecular function: SUMO transferase activity. The transcript is spliced from 12 exons. The record is from RefSeq and is a predicted model, not a curated record.